UACUUGGACAAUUGUAGGUAAAAAAGUGUUCUUGAAGCUCAAGCUUAUUGAUUUUCUUGAUUUUUUUUGGGAUUAUAAAAAAGGAAGAUUGAGCGUGACCCAGAUGGGGAUUUAUAUGAAAUGGGCUCAAUCUUGAUCUGAGUCGAGGUUUGUUUGUGUUGAAAAGUGGUGUAAGACAUGGGUUGUGUGACCUCGAAGCAGGCCGUGUCGGUGACGCCGGCGUUUGAUCACUCCGGGGCGUUUAGAGACAAUGCCGGGUCGGGUUCGGGUUUGGAUGCGGGUAGGAAUGAUGGGUUUGGAGUGGAAGUUGAGGCGAAGAAGAGUAAGAGGAAGAAGAAGAGGAGUGAGUUGGGGGUGAGUGGGAGUGAGUUGAGUGAGUCAGGGAGAGCGAGUUCGAAUGGAGGUGCUGAGUCAGCGAGUUUUAGGUUGGGGAGUUUGCAGAAGUAUGUGGAAGGUGAACAAGUUGCUGCUGGUUGGCCUGCCUGGCUCAGUGCUGUGGCAGGUGAAGCUAUUCAGGGAUGGGUCCCACUCAAAGCUGAUUCUUUUGAAAAAUUGGAGAAGAUUGGACAAGGCACAUAUAGCAGUGUCUUCCGAGCACGUGACCUGAACAAUGGGAAGAUAGUCGCUUUAAAAAAGGUGCGGUUCGACAAUUUUGAGCCUGAAAGUGUUCGCUUUAUGGCUCGCGAAAUUUUCAUUCUGCGUAGGCUUGACCAUCCAAAUAUCAUAAAGCUGGAGGGUAUAGUUACUUCAAGGCUAUCAUGUAGCAUAUACCUUGUGUUCGAAUACAUGGAGCACGAUAUAUCUGGACUCUUGUCUAGCCCUGAUAUUAAAUUCAGCGAAGCGCAGGUUAAAUGCUACAUGAAACAAUUGUUAUCUGCACUCGAACAUUGUCAUUCUCGGGGAGUAAUGCAUAGAGACAUCAAAGGUGCCAACCUCCUGGUUAAUAACGAGGGUGUUUUAAAAGUGGCUGAUUUUGGCUUGGCAAACUUCUGUAGUGCUGGGAAAAAGCAACCACUAACAAGCCGAGUUGUCACUUUGUGGUACCGACCUCCCGAACUCUUGUUGGGGGCUACAGAAUAUGGACCAUCUGUUGAUAUAUGGAGUGUUGGCUGUCUAUUUGCAGAACUUCUCCUUGGAAAUCCUAUUCUCCAGGGAAGAACUGAGGUUGAACAAUUGCACAAAAUUUUCAAGCUUUGUGGGUCUCCAAAUGAUGAUUAUUGGAAAAAGAACAAGCUUACUCAAGUGACCUUGUUUAAGCCACAUCAACCUUAUGAAAGUUGCCUUUUGGAGACCUUCAAAGAACUACCUAAAACUGCUGUGACUCUGAUAGAAACUUUACUUUCUGUUGAACCAAAUAAGCGCGGGACUGCCACUUCUGCUCUUGCUUCUGAGUACUUCACUACAAAGCCUUAUGCAUGUGAUCCAUCAAGCUUGCCGAAGUACCAGCCAAGCAAAGAGAUAGAUGCAAAACACCGCGAGGAUGCAAGAAGGAAAAGGCCUAGUGGAAGAUCACGUGGACCGGAAACAUUAAGAAAAUUAAGUAGAAAACAGAAUGCCAGCAAAUUGGCGCCAGAGGAGAACUUACCCGCCAGAAAUCAAACUUCAUAUAAAAUCAAGGGAAGUGGUGGUUUGGAUAAUAAAAAAGGAGAUACCAUCUCGGGGUUGCAGCCACGCAAGGCCUCUGUUGAUUUGAAGGAAGAGGUUUCCCACAUUAAGAAUGCAUCUCAUGGGGAUAUUCCAUAUUCAGGGCCGUUAGAAGUUUCUGGUUCAAGUGGAUUUGCAUGGGCAAAAAGACGAUUAGACGAUUCCUGUGCGUCUUCGCGCAGUAGGUCUAGUUCAAGAAGUCUCAUGUUUGAACCUUCUGUUGCUCUUAAUUCACGCCAAGAUGUUGAUUUAAAACGUCAUGCAAAUGGCGAAGUCUUGCAUGGGAGUCGUGGGAAUUCUAGAGGAUACGAUUCAUACGAGCUUUCCAAACAUUCUAUGAUGAAAAGUUGGUCUCAGUUGGAGGGACCUGAUUCCUUUGAUGCUUCAGACGGAUACCACUCCCAGGAUCUGUCACUUACACUUCAUCAGAGAGAAGAAUUGGCUACUAAGAGAUUCAUCUCGGUUUUCCAGGAUCAUGAGGAUAAGGUUGAAUUUUCAGGACCUUUACUAUCCCAAUCCCAUAAAAUCGAUGAACUUCUAAAGCGACAUGAACGUCAGAUCCGCCAGGCAGUCCGCAGAACAUGGUUCCAGAGAGUUUCUGCAGGCAAGAAACACGGGAAGAAAACAGAAGCUGUUACUGGAAUUCGAUAAUUUGGGAACGGCAAUCAUAACAAAAGCCUAUGACAUGACUACUUGGUCAAUAGAAUCACGGUUUGAGAAAGCAUCUGAAAUUGAAGGCUUUGACAGUCAUCACUGCUAAGGAGUAUGAUCAAAUGAAACUAGGUAGUUCGCAGAUUCAAGAAGUCGGGAAACGAUUUAUGGAUGAUCAUGCUCUGUUUUGUUCUACUUAUUUUCACCGGAAUUCAGCAGAUGUAGUUAACGUUGAGCAAGGCAUUGUACAGGCUCAGUUAGUGAUGAGCUCAGAGCAUAAAUUAAAAACCUCUUGGGCAUUCAUUUUUUAUUGCAUUUUCUAUUGCAACUCAUGAAAAUAUGAAAUGAUAAGAGCAAUGAGCAAUGAUAAAGUACUUCUAUAUGGUUCAUUUUUA
Messenger RNA from Daucus carota subsp. sativus, 2690 nucleotides. RefSeq names its product protein IMPAIRED IN BABA-INDUCED STERILITY 1. Gene Ontology annotation, molecular function: ATP binding; RNA polymerase II CTD heptapeptide repeat kinase activity. Gene Ontology annotation, cellular component: nucleus; cyclin-dependent protein kinase holoenzyme complex. Bases 178 to 2295 code for a protein of 705 amino acids. The record is from RefSeq and is a predicted model, not a curated record. Lineage: Eukaryota; Viridiplantae; Streptophyta; Magnoliopsida; Apiales; Apiaceae. The transcript has 9 exons. Gene Ontology annotation, biological process: protein phosphorylation; positive regulation of transcription elongation by RNA polymerase II.